Alternaria metachromatica is the source of this 1674-nucleotide messenger RNA. RefSeq lists its product as uncharacterized. NCBI's taxonomy places the organism in Eukaryota, Fungi, Ascomycota, Dothideomycetes, Pleosporales, Pleosporaceae. The record is from RefSeq and is a predicted model, not a curated record. Bases 1 to 1674 code for a protein of 557 amino acids. The transcript has 3 exons.
AUGCCCAAACAUGUUGACAUCCACGAAGUCAUGGUAAAGAUCAAGACAGCAUCACGGACCGUUCUUUUCCUCGCAGAUGACGGUACAGACAGCGAGAAUUGGCCUGAGCACAAUAUUUCACUGUUACGAAUUACCGCCAAUGGGAGCCAAAAGCAAUGGUACAUCAACCUAUCCGGUGCUGAGCUCGGGCUCACGCAAGCAUUCUUUACCGCUGCCGACUUCGAAUCCAAGCACAUGCAGGCGCUUUGUGCAGUCUUCGAGUUCGGUAAAUGCAGAGAAUACAUCUGGACUUGCUCAACUAUGCCAGGCUGGUUUGCGCACACAGAGCGCAUCGGCUUCCAGGCCUCAUCACGAAUGGAAACAGCACUACUGACCUUCUUGCAGCAGCCUGGAAGUGACUUGAGCAAUCUUCGUAAGAGGAGCAUCGCAGGCUCGACGAGCUGGACACAACCGUUGGUUGAGGCUUUGUCUCAGGCUGUUCAUGGGUACAUCUCCAACUACAACGUCGGUGGACUCAUGUCUCAGAUCAUCCAUGAGCCCGCGAGUCUGACGCAAGAAAUGACGAGGAGGCAUUUUGAUCACGCUAGCAUUCUUGGCGAUGCUAUGACGGACGAGGAGAAAGCAAACCGCCCUAACCUAGCUUUGGAUCUGGCGAGGUUCGAGCAACAACACAAGGGCCCUGCCGUGGAUAUGGUGAAAGAUUGGCCCACUCACAAGAAGGCUUGUAAGGACGCUCAGAACGCUCAUCUGGAGAAGAAGCUCGCGCGUGUAGCCGAGAUCAUUCAGCAAGCCUACUACGACUUCCGCGAGAACACCUGGGACACGUCUAUCAUCAAGAUCGAAGAUCGAGACGACGCCUUGGUAAUAUACGACAGCGACGCACUCAAGAAGAAAAGGUAUUUCAUCAAUUUCCCGCACCACCUGAUGGCCAAUGAUCGCACCAAGAAGGCAGUGCUUUGUGCUUUGGUGUGUAAUGAGCCGAUGGCCUGGAUGCACGAUAUCCUCACUGGUCUUCUUCAAGGUAAUACCUACCCAAAAUUAAUUCUGUACCAUUUCGCUCACCCAAAGUCCACAGGUCUGAACGUCAAGAUCGAAGAAGUCUCCGUGAGCCUGGGCACUAUACCCCGAAAGAUCACCGUUCACUAUGAUCGCGGUGGCGGUGACACCAACUGGCCCAACUACUACCAUGAAGUCAUCCGCAUUACAUCGAGCAAGACCAAGAAAGAAUGGAUUAUCGAUAUCAGCGGCGCGCAGUACGGGAUCUGUCAAGCCUUCUCGGACUGGGACAAAUAUGCAAACAAGUACUUCGCAGAGGUGCAGACGGUGCAGCCUGUUGGCACGAACAAAGCCCGGUUGAAGGAACUUGCAAAGAUUCCCGGCAAUCCAUACCUGAGUUACGGUCUGGUGGGAUUGGUAGCAGACCAUCUCAACGAAGCGGUGCACAAGUGGCGAGUGGAUAGCGGCCUGUCACUAGCGGGCCUUAUCGACCUGGACGACGAGAAGUAUGCGCAAGCCAGCUCGGAGCUACAACAGAUCAUGGAUGUCGCAGUUCGCACCCACGUCCGGACUCAAGAGUACAAAGCGGAGUUCAAGGCUGCCCAGUCCUACGAGCGAAGGUUCCCUGGUCGAAGCACUGCUAUCUGCACGAGCGUCACUCGGUCUUUCUACGCAUGA